Messenger RNA from Telopea speciosissima, 897 nucleotides. RefSeq names its product cytosolic sulfotransferase 5-like. NCBI's taxonomy places the organism in Eukaryota, Viridiplantae, Streptophyta, Magnoliopsida, Proteales, Proteaceae. The record is from RefSeq and is a predicted model, not a curated record. Gene Ontology annotation, molecular function: sulfotransferase activity. The transcript has a single exon. Gene Ontology annotation, biological process: sulfation. Gene Ontology annotation, cellular component: cytoplasm. Bases 1 to 897 code for a protein of 298 amino acids.
AUGUACCAAUACCAAGGCUUUUGGUACAACUGUGGAAUUCUUGGUGUUGGUCCAUUGGCAGUUCAAGAUCACUUCAAGGCACUACCCUGUGACAUUCUUAUUGCUAGCAUCCCCAAGUGUGGCUCAACUUGGCUGAAAUCUCUAGCCUUUUCUGUCAUGAAUCGCAGAUCUCAUCCUCCAACACAACAUCAACAACACCCUUUGCUCUCAUUCAAUUCGCACGAUCUCGUGCCAGGAUUAGAGACGAAGCUAUAUAACAACAACUUCAAUGGCAACAGAAUUCCUAACCCAGAUAUCCUUCCAUCGCCUAGACUGCUUGGCACACACAUGCCUUACACAUCACUACCACAAUCUGUAACACUUUCAGGCUCUCGGAUUGUUUAUAUUUGCAGGAACACCAAAGAUAAUUUAGUAUCAUGGUGGCAUUUUCUUAACAAGAUAAGGAUGAACGUUUCCCUGGAGCCUAUGAAACUAGAAGAGGUCUUCGAGAUGUUUUGUGAAGGGGUAUCUGCAUUUGGGCCAUUUUGGGAUCAUGUGUUGGGGUAUUGGAAAUUCAGCUUAGAAAGGCCUCAAAAUGUGCUCUUCCUCAAGUAUGAUGAGAUGGUGACUGAACCAUCUCUUCACUUAAAAAGGAUUGCAGAGUUUAUGGGGUGUCCCUUUUCCUCAAUGGAGGAGAAGGAAGGGGUGGUUGAUCAAAUAAUAAAACUCUGUAGUUUCGAGAAUUUAAGCAAUUUAGCAGUGAAUAAAAUUGGAACAGGUGAUAAUGAUUUUCCUAACAGUGGCUUCUUUAGGCAAGGUAAAGUUGGAGACUCUGCAAAUUACCUCUCACCUGAGAUGAUGGAGAAGCUUGACUGCAUCACAAAGCAAAAAUUUCAUGGUUCAAGCUUAACACUCUAA